Molecule: messenger RNA, 2981 nt
Organism: Alligator sinensis (Chinese alligator)
Lineage: Eukaryota; Metazoa; Chordata; Crocodylia; Alligatoridae
Gene: GATA3
Product: GATA binding protein 3
Exons: 5
Coding region: 856-2013 (385 amino acids)
Biological process (GO): negative regulation of transcription by RNA polymerase II; regulation of epithelial cell differentiation; cell fate commitment
Cellular component (GO): nucleus
Molecular function (GO): zinc ion binding; DNA-binding transcription factor activity, RNA polymerase II-specific; RNA polymerase II cis-regulatory region sequence-specific DNA binding
Source: RefSeq, a predicted model, not a curated record
UCCUCCCCCCACCCCUCCUGUUGGUGGGUUGAGGAUUAAAAAAGCAAAUCGUCCUCGUCCUCAUCCUCAGCGCACUCCUCCUCGGUGCGGCCGCGAGUGGCCCCGCACCCCGGGAGCAGCCGGCACUUUCCUGGGGGCUUCUCAGGUGCAAGAGCAAACCCGCGCCAAGUAAACGCGCUUCAAAGGGCAGCGGCGCCCCGGGAAAGCGGCUCGGGUCUGUGUGUGUGUGUGUGUGUGUGUGUGUGUGUGUGUGUGUGUGUGCGUGUACGUACCCGGGGAAAGAUCGAAAGAGAAAGAGGCGGUGUGUGUGUGCAUGUGUGCGUGCGAGUGCAUGUGUGUGUGCCCCACUCCGGACAGGGCAGGACGGCUCCCAGAUCGCUGCCCACGGAGGGGGAGGCUGCUUUGCUCUGGCUUUUGCCAAGUCAGGUGCUGCUGAAGUUCACUAAAGAGCUCCUCUCUCUCUGCUCUGCCCCUUCUCCCCUCUCUCCCUACAGGUGAUCAAAGACCGGCCCCGUCUGCACACGGAAGACACCGGGGGCACCGCGCUCCUCGGGCAUUUUUUUUUUGCCGUUGUUGUCGUCCCUUUUUCUUUCGUUGUUUUCUCGCUCCCUCCUUUUUUUUUUUUUUUUCUUCUAUUUUUUGGAACCGGUUCUUCUUUGGCAGCCUCGUUUUAUUUUUAAUUUAUUUUUUAGUUUUUGUGUUGCUUUAUUUCCAAGCCGCCACCUCUGUGUGUCCCUGUCACCCCCCUUGCCCUCCUCCCCCACGCACCCUCCCGCUGCCAGCCCGUGGGGAGGAGGAGGAGGAGGAGGAGGAGGAAGAAGACACCCGCACCCUCCCGAAGAGCGAGCGCGGAAGAUGGAGGUGUCCGCGGAUCAGCCGCGGUGGGUCAGCCACCACCACCCGGCCGUGCUCAACGGGCAGCACCCGGACUCGCACCACCCCGGGCUGGGCCACUCCUACAUGGACCCCACGCAGUACCCUCUGGCCGAGGAGGUGGAUGUACUUUUUAACAUCGAUGGACAAGGCAACCCCGUGCCCCCCUACUACGGCAACUCGGUGCGAGCCACCGUGCAGCGGUACCCGGCUGCCCAUCACGGUGAGUGCGGGGCCCCCGGGGGUGGGAGCCCCCCUCGGCGGGCCCGGCCGGUCCGGCCUGCUGAGCCGGGGCCUAGCGCGGACACACGGAGCCCGCCGAGCACGGGCUCGGCGCGGCAGGACGAGAAGGACUGCGUCAAGUACCAGGUGGCGCUGCCCGACGGCAUGAAGCUGGAGUCGUCGCACUCGCGGGGCAGCAUGGCCUCGCUGGGGGGCGCCCCGGCCGCGCACCACCCCAUCUCGUCCUACCCGCCCUACGUGCCCGAGUACGGCUCCGGACUCUUCCCGCCCAGCAGCCUGCUCGGGGGGUCGCCCACCGGCUUCGGCUGCAAGGCCCGGCCCAAGGCUCGCUCCAGCACAGAAGGCAGGGAGUGUGUAAACUGUGGGGCUACCUCAACCCCCCUGUGGCGGAGAGACGGCACCGGGCACUAUCUGUGCAAUGCCUGCGGGCUCUACCAUAAAAUGAAUGGGCAGAACCGGCCCCUGAUCAAGCCCAAGAGAAGGCUGUCUGCAGCGAGAAGAGCAGGCACAUCCUGUGCAAACUGUCAGACCACCACUACUACUCUGUGGAGGAGAAACGCCAACGGCGACCCCGUCUGCAAUGCCUGCGGGCUCUACUACAAGCUGCACAAUAUUAACAGACCCCUGACUAUGAAGAAGGAAGGAAUUCAGACCCGAAACCGAAAAAUGUCUAGCAAAUCCAAAAAGUGCAAAAAGGUCCACGACAACCUUGAAGACUUCCCCAAGAGCAGCUCCUUCAAUCCCGCCGCCCUCUCGAGACACAUGUCUUCCAUCAGCCACAUUUCACCUUUCAGUCACUCUAGCCACAUGCUGACAACACCGACACCGAUGCAUCCGCCAUCCAGCCUCUCUUUCGGACCUCACCAUCCUUCCAGUAUGGUCACUGCCAUGGGUUAGAGAGACACUUCCCUGCUAAAUGCUUAAGGUCUCAAAAUGAGAUUUACUUUAUAUACUUGCAUUUUUGCAGGCACGCGGUUUAUCGAUUCGGAAGCCCCCCCCGCCCCCCUCCCCCGCAAAAAAACAAAACGGAAGAGAAAAAAAGGGUGAUUUGAAGGCGUAAAAGCAAAAAAAGAAAAACAAAAAACCCCACAAAAACAAACAAAAAAAGAAAAUAAAAAAGGUGAUGCUUGCCACUUUUUAAAGGAGCUCACUAUGGUGUCUAUGUAUUCUUAACCACUGAAUCUGGAUCCCAUUUGUGAAUAAGCCAUUCAGACUCACAUUCCCUACUGAACAGGGUUUCUAGUGCUGUGAAAAAAAUGCUGAACAUUGCAUAUAACUUAUAUUGUAAGAAAUACUGUACAUUUGAGGAAGACUUUAUUGCAUCUGGGUAGCUGUAAAGAAGGGCAUGAAGGACUCCAAGAAACAAAAAAUGUUAAAAAGAGGACGGGGAGGACAUUUUAAAGUAACGGACUAAGAAGAAUUGGGUCUAACGAACAAAUGGACAAAAACCGCUAGCCUCGUCUUCUGUCGGUGGCUGGCUCCAAACGUUGGAUGCAUUAACUAACUAACUAACUAAAUAAAACUGUAGGCAGAUCAUUCAUUCAAAGCAGCUGGCCUUUUUACGUAGGAAGUACUAAUGGUUUUCAGGGCAAUCAGUGUUAACAUACAGAUAUGUCAAAGAGGGUUUUCAGAUAGCCAUUUUCCAGGCCUAUAUGCAUUGUGAACACGUUCCUGUAAUUGUUGUUUGUAUGUAUAAUUCAAAGCACCAAAAUAAGAAAGAUGUAGAUUUAUUUCAUCCUAUUAUACAGACUGAAUGGUUGUACAUAUUUACUUACUGCUAGUGAUAAGACCUGCUUUUUUUUUUUGUUUUGUUUUCAUAUUUUUUCCUCCUUUUUUUGAGAAUAAACUAGAUUAAAUUCUGUUGA